Molecule: messenger RNA, 633 nt
Organism: Metarhizium acridum CQMa 102
Lineage: Eukaryota; Fungi; Ascomycota; Sordariomycetes; Hypocreales; Clavicipitaceae
Source: RefSeq, a predicted model, not a curated record
AUGUCCACUGCCAAGUUUGAGUGGCACCCUGCCAAGCUCCUCGAAGAUAACGCCGGUCUCCAGGAUUUUGCGCUGCUGGUCCUCAACCAGCCUCUGAAGAAUGGAGCUAUUUUACGCAGACUCUGGAAGAACUCACAGGUCAUCCAUGACACCGACCAGGAGUCGUCUGAUUUUGGAAAGGCCAUCACAUGGAUUCGGAAAACCCAGCCAAGUGCUCUUGACAUCGUCGCACUUGGUGGUAUCGGCGGCCGUGUUGACCAGGGCCUCAGCCAGCUUCACCAUCUGUAUCUGUAUCAGACAGACCCUGCGUAUGCUAAUGGGCGGAUAUAUCUCUUAUCUGGGUCGAGUUUGACAUUUUUACUGAAAUCUGGGACGCACAUGAUUCAUGUCAAGGAGGAUGGCGAGGAUGAGGUGUUUGGGAAGCAUGUUGGAAUUAUCCCCUUGCAGGAGCCAAGUCGGAUUACCACCAAGGGAUUGGAGUGGGACGUAACUGACUGGGAGUCAAAAAUAGGCGGAAAACUCAGCACCAGCAAUCAUGUACUGCCUCACACUAAGUGUGUCGAAGUUCAUACCACGAAAGACGUACUGUUCACCGUUGCACUGCGCCCAGUCGAGGGAGAAGAGGAGGCGUGA